AAAUGCAUAUUUCAAUAAAAACAAUCUUUUAUCAAAAUCUUCAAAGGGGAAGAAGAUAGACAUCAAAGCUGAGAGUAACACACGCCAAACGCUGUGGUAACAAUUUAUUCUCUGGAAUUGAAUUAACAGCCAGCGAGUAGCAACCGAACACUCUCUUCUCUCUCUGCGUUGUCGAUGCCCACUGCAUGGCUCUGCCGUCGGAACCCCACCGCCGCCGCAACAACCACAUCUCCGCCUUCCUUCAAUCCACCGCCUCCAACUUCGCCUCUUUCUUCAACCCUACACCUUCAACACUUCCACACCCACGCUCUUCAAUCUCUCUCCCUCUCUUCUUCGCGCCGCCGCUAACCCUCGACUCCGCCGCCGAGUCGACUCGCCCCGCCGCCAAAUCGGUUCGAGUCGCGCGUCUCAGUUCCGAUGGGAAGGGUGGUGGGCCCGCCUUCGUGGGCCAGGUCUUCAGCAUGUGUGACCUCUCCGGAACCGGCCUCAUGGCCGUUUCCACUCACUUCGACAUUCCUUUCAUCUCCAAAAGAACACCUGAGUGGCUGAAAAAAAUAUUUUCCGCGAUCACCAAGAGUGAGAGGAAUGGCCCCGUGUUUCGCUUUUUUAUUGAUCUAGGAGAUGCAGUUUCGUAUGUCAAAAAGCUGAAUAUUCCAAGUGGCGUGGUGGGUGCCUGUCGUCUUGACCUAGCAUAUGAACAUUUCAAGGAAAAACCGCACUUGUUCCAGUUUGUUCCAAAUGAAAAGCAGGUCAAGGCAGCUAAUAAGCUUCUGAAGACAAUAUCACAGCAUGGUGUAAGAAAAAAGGUUGAUGGGGUCCCUGUGUUUAGUGCACAGAACUUAGAUAUUGCAAUAGCCACUACAAAUGGGAUUAAAUGGUAUACUCCCUACUUCUUUGAUAAAAGCAUGCUUGAUAAUAUUCUCGAAGAAGCUGUUGAUCAACAUUUCCAUACUUUAAUCCAAACUCGACACAUGCAGCGGCGGCGGGAUGUGGUUGAUGACAACUUGGCAGCAGAAGUGAUUGAGGAGAUGGGAGAUAGUUUAGGGGAGCCUCCAGAGGUUCAGGAUUUGCUAGAUGAAAUGGGACAUCCUAGUAUACCGCUAAGUGUUAUUUCAAAAGCUGCAGAACUCCAAUUUCAUUAUACUGUUGACAAAGUACUCCUGGGUAAUAGAUGGUUGCGGAAAGCAACCGGCAUACAACCAAAAUUUCCAUAUAUGGUUGACUCAUUUGAGAGAAGAAGUGAAGCUUCUUUUCUGAAAGCUACGGAGUCAAGCACCUGCCUCGAUAACCUUAAAGUGGAAGAUGAUGGGAAACAUUCGGAAUACAUAGACUCUUCUUCUAAUUACAGUUUGGAUGAUAACACCGAAGCAAUCAAACAACCUAGUCCCAAACUAAGGCUACCAUUUGGUGAUUGGUUUCAUCCCCUAGGGCCAAAACAGUGUCAUGAAAAAAUAGGCAUAUCAAGAGGUGGAAAUAAAGAUGAUUUAAAACCAAGUCCCUUCCUUCCGAAAAUUACAAUGGUUGGUCUCUCUACAGAGGAAGCAGGUCAGAUGAGCAAAGCUAGUUUGAAAAAGACAAUGGAGGAUUUGACAAGAGAGUUGGAGAAGACAGAGCUAGAUAAUAUGACAGAUAGUGGUAGUAAAGAGUGCAAAGUAGAAGAUAGGGACCCACUAUUUGUAGCAAAUGUGGGUGAUUACUAUUCUAAUGUGGGAAGAACAGGAUCUGGUCGCUGGAUCAGAGGAGGAUCCAACUAAAAGUAAAAGCCUUUUUGUCAGGGAGAAUUUUCCGUUUGCAGGUUCUUGUGGAUAUUUAUUGGUCUCGAAAUAAGAUUGAGAAGAUAGGGUUAUUGACUAAGAGUGUUGGAGCUGGAAAUAACCUCGUUUGCGGUGUAUAUUGAAAGUGGAUGGAUCAAGCUUUGAUCAGUGUUGUAAAUGACUGUUGUGUAAUUCGUCACUGAUGCCCAUUUUGUUGACAUUUGGGAAGUAAAAUAAAACUUGGGUUAUAGAUUAAAAAG
Molecule: messenger RNA, 2014 nt
Organism: Abrus precatorius (Indian licorice)
Lineage: Eukaryota; Viridiplantae; Streptophyta; Magnoliopsida; Fabales; Fabaceae
Exons: 8
Coding region: 186-1754 (522 amino acids)
Biological process (GO): protein transport
Source: RefSeq, a predicted model, not a curated record